Rotaria sp. Silwood2 is the source of this 486-nucleotide messenger RNA. The record is from the annotation of a GenBank genome assembly. Lineage: Eukaryota; Metazoa; Rotifera; Eurotatoria; Philodinida; Philodinidae.
AUGAGUAAUGGUGAUGAAAAUUAUUUUUAUCUCGAUCGACUCGACUCACUAAUCUAUUUGGAUGCAGUGAUCAACGAAGUAUUUCGUUUUACCCCACCACUUCCUGCAACAUUUCGUACAUUGAAUGCCGACGAUUGUCUGCCAAAUAGUGGAGUUCAACUGUUCAAAGGCGAUCAAGUACUCAUUCCGUUGCACGAUUUGGCACGAGACACUCGAUAUUGGUCAAUUGAUCCUGCACUAUUCUAUCCCGAACGUUUUCUAGGCGCGGAUAAAAACCAUCAUCCCUAUGCACUGAUACCAUUCGGUGCUGGCCAUCGUCAAUGUAUGGGUGAGGAUUUGGCUCGAUUUAAGUUCAAAGUGAUUGCAGCGAGACUGAUGCAGUAUGUCACAUUUGGAGAUGGUGGACCUCAGGUUAAUGCCGGUGGACAUCUACCAAGAAUUGCUAUUAUGCCACAUCAUGUCGGUGUCACUAUUGAGUUCGAUUAA